UACAUAUAUAUUAUAAAAUGAUUAUCACAAUUAAGUACCUAACACAUCUAACACCUUAGUUACCAUUAUUUCUCUUUUUUGUGGUGAGAACAUUUGAGACCUUUGUUUUAAAUGCUGAGGGUUUGAAAAGUAAACCAAAUAGCAUACACCAGCAGCUUGAAAUUUGCUUGGUUAUCAUUUAUAAUCCUUUGUAAAGUUCAAACAUAAUCUUUAGUAUCUCAAAUAAUAUUCUCUGGCUUCUGCAACUCAGGAUGUCUAAAAUUGGUAAUAACAAUUAUAAAUUAAUUUUAAAUUUCUAGGUACCAUCUUUAUUAAUAUUGAGUGAACUAUAUUGCUUUUUAAGAUGUUACCUUUGCAGUACAGGAGUUAGGUUAAUUGAUGGAUUUCCUGACUUCUCAAAACAGACAAUUUAACCCAUAUGUUUAGUGUCUUAGAGUCUCCAGUUCUGUGUAGAUGAGUUUCCAUGUUUAUCUGCUAACAUUGCGAUAUCGAGUGAAGAGUUAUAUCUUCUGAUGUCAGAACUGGGAUGAAAUCUUUAACCCUGUAGCUCUAUUUAAACAGAAUCACCACAUUUGGAAAUAGAAUGCUUUAGACCCCAUAAAGUUACUCUGUUUUGUGCAUGUGCUGGUAUCUCCACCCCUUUGAUCUUGCAUGGCAGUUAGACACAUUGCAUAAAAAUGCAAGAGAGAGAGUAAGCCUGGAUUUUUGCUUUUCUCUGGGACUUGGUGGCUAAACUAGCCAUAGAAAACACAUUUUGGGAUCAUGUGACUGGAUGGUGUUCUCAUAGGUGUGCUUUUACUACAUCACACAGGUUUCCAUUACCAGCCCCCAGGUACCCAAUCAUUACAAUUCACUCUGACUUUGAAAUCUAUAGACAGAAUGAAAACUGUUACCUUGUGAAAUAAGGAAUAAUAUCAGAGCAGAUCUUAAAAGAAUGGGAACUUUUUUCCUAUGUGUGUGUUGUGGGCAGGAGGGGUUUUCCUGUGUGUGUGUGUUGUGGUCUUUUUAUAUGGUUAGCCUUUCAUUUUUUAGGAAGGAAAAUGGCAGGAGUCAGCUUGGUAUUAUGUCAGUGAAAAGCUUCCUUUUUAGCCAUUCCCAAAGAUUCACAUAGUAUAGCGUCACUGAGUUCAGUCUGCAGUGAAAGGACUUGGAUUACUUAUGUACCAAAAUAAUAACCAUGUUGACUGCAAAACUUGAGCAUGUAUUUUACCAUUGUAUCCUGGAGUGCUGAUUCAGAAGGCAUACAUCUAGCCAGAUUGGGUAACCUUUUAUCCAUGUUCCCAUUUGCAUAUUUGCAUACCAGAGAUGGGAGAAUCUUUGAGGCAGUGCAAACUUGCUAGCCCUCUCUAGCAAAGAGUAGAGGUAGGCUGAAGUCAAGAUCAACAUGGCAAUGUUGUGUUCCCUUGUGGUUUGCUGUCAGCAAGCUGUUACCCAUACAUGCAAAAGGUUGUUUGAAGUGGCUUGCACGUGUUUCCAUAGCAGCAGUCAUCUUAGCGAUUCCACUCAUUUUUUUUUUUUUUGGACUUUUUUUUUUCUUUUGCUUCUCUAUUCCUCGCUGAUGCAGGAUUAAACAAACAGCAUAUUUAGGUCAAGGAAAGAGAUGUUUGCUCGUAUAGAUGCUAGGCUAAGCAUUCUGGGAGAGUGAUUUCUUGCAGCAGAUGAACAUUCUUUGUGCUUCCCUGCAGCAUCUGCAGCAGUGUGGCUGUCUGGCACUGUCUUUUUCAUUUUGGGCAGGUUCUGAGAUUCAGAACAAUCCCAAGCAAAUCACAGGAGCCGGCAGUUUUCCAGAAACCACAUGUAAAUCUUCUGCUUAUUUUGUAUUAACAGUGAAGCAAUCCGCUGGAAAAAUGAUACUUUAAAGGUUUUGGUGCAUCUAAGGUGUGUCAUCUUGGGUUUGCACCACCCCUCCUGUUUUACACUCGGAGCCUGGAUUUUUUUGUCAGGCAGUUGGGCAGGAGCGGAUUCUAGUACGACAGCUCAGAGCUUCCCUUCUGUUCCAGUGCUGGUGACUGCUUGUCAUGAAGAUGGUACAGUGGGAGCCUGUUUCUGAAGAGCCAAGGAAGAUGAUGUGGAAACGGAGUAGAGAUUGCUAAAAAUCUGAACAGCCACACCUUGGGGAUGGGUUGCACUACUAGUGUGAUUCUGUUUAAAGGCAUCCGCACCGUCUUUGAGAGAAACUGCGCUUAUAUGUGCAAACAGCAAGGAGAGAAUAAUGCCCUUGAAUAUACAGCAUACAAUUGGACAAAAGAAGAUUCAGAACUAUUGAUCUCCUCCUGGCUGGUUCCCAAGUGCUGGUCCUCAGACCAUGGCAAAGCUUUUUUUGGCCUGUGGAGAAAUGAGAAAAAUAAGAAAAAUGCAAAGCCAAAGCUAAUUGAGCCACUAGACUAUGAAAAUGUCAUUGUCCAGAAGAAGACUCAGAUCCUGAAUGACUGCUUAAGGGAGAUGCUGCUCUUCCCUUAUGAUGACUUUCAGACGGCCAUCCUAAGACGCCAGGGCCGAUACAUAUGUUCAACAGUUCCUGUAAAGGCAGAAGAGGAAGCACAGAGCUUAUUUGUUACAGAGUGCAUCAAAACCUACAACUCUGACUGGCAUCUCGUGAACUAUAAAUAUGAAGAUUACUCAGGAGAGUUUCGACAGCUUCCAAACAAAGUGGCCAAGUUGGAUAAACUUCCAGUUCAUGUCUAUGAAGUUGAUGAGGAGGCUGACAAAGAUGAGGAUGCUGCCUCCCUCGGAUCUCAGAAGGGUGGAAUCACCAAGCAUGGGUGGCUGUACAAAGGCAACAUGAACACUGCCAUCAGUGUGACCAUGAGGUCAUUUAAGAGACGUUUUUUCCACCUGAUUCAACUUGGUGAUGGAUCGUAUAAUUUGAAUUUUUAUAAAGAUGAAAAGAUCUCCAAGGAACCGAAAGGAUCAAUAUUUCUGGAUUCCUGUAUGGGUGUUGUUCAGAACAACAAAGUCAGGCGUUUUGCUUUUGAGCUCAAGAUGCAGGACAAAAGUACUUAUCUGCUGGCAGCAGACAGUGAAGUGGAAAUGGAAGAAUGGAUCACAACUCUCAAUAAGAUUCUCCAGCUCAACUUUGAAGCUGCAAUGCAAGAAAAGCGAAAUGGAGACUCUCAUGAAGAUGAUGAACAAAGCAAAUUGGAAGGUUCUGGUUCCGGUUUAGAUAGCUACCUGCCUGAACUUGUCAAGAGUACCAGAGAAGCAGAAAUCAAGCUGAAAAGUGAAAGCAGAGUUAAACUUUUUUAUUUGGACCCAGAUGCCCAGAAGCUUGACUUCUCAUCAGCCGAGCCAGAAGUGAAGCCAUUUGAAGAGAAGUUUGGAAAAAGAAUUCUUGUCAAGUGCAAUGAUUUAUCUUUCAAUUUGCAAUGCUGUGUUGCUGAAAAUGAAGAAGGACCCACUACAAAUGUAGAGCCUUUCUUUGUUACUUUAUCCCUGUUUGACAUAAAAUACAACCGAAAGAUUUCUGCGGAUUUCCAUGUGGACCUGAACCAUUUCUCCGUGAGGCAGAUGCUGGCCACCACAUCCCCGGCUCUUAUGAACGGCAGCAGGCAGAGCCCGCCUGUCCUUCAGGGCAUCCUCCACGAAGCCGCCAUGCAGUAUCCGAAGCAGGGAAUAUUUUCAGUCACGUGUCCUCAUCCAGAUAUAUUUCUCGUGGCCAGAAUCGAAAAGGUCCUUCAGGGGAGCAUCACGCAUUGUGCUGAGCCGUAUAUGAAAAGUUCAGACUCUUCCAAGGUGGCUCAGAAGGUGCUGAAGAAUGCCAAGCAAGCCUGCCAAAGACUGGGACAGUAUAGAAUGCCAUUUGCUUGGGCCGCAAGGACAUUGUUUAAAGAUGCAUCUGGAAACCUUGACAAAAAUGCCAGAUUUUCGGCCAUCUACAGGCAAGACAGCAAUAAGCUAUCCAAUGAUGACAUGCUCAAGUUACUUGCAGACUUUCGGAAACCUGAGAAGAUGGCUAAACUCCCAGUGAUUUUAGGCAAUCUAGACAUUACGAUUGAUAAUGUUUCCUCAGACUUCCCUAAUUAUGUUAAUUCGUCGUACAUUCCCAUGAAGCAGUUUGACACCUGUACGAAAAUGCCGAUCACGUUUGAAGUAGAGGAAUUUGUGCCCUGCAUACCAAAACACACUCAGCCUUACACCAUUUACAACAAUCACCUUUACGUCUAUCCUAAGUACUUGAAAUAUGACAGUCAGAAGUCUUUUGCCAAGGCCAGAAAUAUUGCUAUUUGCAUUGAGUUCAAAGAUUCAGAUGAGGAAGACUGUCAGCCCCUAAAGUGCAUUUACGGCAGACCUGGCGGGCCAGUAUUCACAAGAAGCGCCUUUGCUGCAGUUUUACACCAUCAGCAAAACCCAGAGUUCUAUGAUGAGAUUAAAAUAGAAUUACCCACUCAGCUACAUGAAAAGCACCAUUUGUUGUUCACAUUCUUCCACGUCAGCUGCGAUAACUCAAGUAAAGGAAGCACAAAGAAGAAGGAUGUUGUUGAAACUCAAGUUGGAUAUUCCUGGCUCCCGCUCCUGAAGGAUGGAAGGGUGGUGACUAGUGAGCAGCAUGUCCCCAUCUCAGCUAACCUUCCUUCUGGCUACCUUGGCUACCAGGAGCUGGGGAUGGGCAGGCAUUAUGGUCCAGAAAUUAAAUGGGUAGAUGGAGGCAAGCCACUGUUGAAAGUUUCAACUCAUCUGGUUUCUACAGUGUAUACUCAGGAUCAGCAUUUACAUAAUUUUUUCCAGUACUGUCAGAAAACUGAAUCUGGAGCCCAAGCCUUAGGGAAUGAACUUGUAAAAUACCUUAAGAGCCUGCAUGCAAUGGAAGGCCACGUGAUGAUCGCCUUCCUUCCUACCAUCCUGAACCAGCUCUUCCGAGUCCUCACCAGAGCCACCCAGGAAGAAGUCGCAGUGAACGUGACUCGGGUCAUUAUUCAUGUGGUUGCCCAGUGCCAUGAGGAAGGAUUAGAGAGCCACUUGAGGUCAUAUGUUAAGUAUGCAUAUAAAGCUGAGCCAUAUGUUGCUUCCGAAUACAAGACAGUGCAUGAAGAACUGACCAAAUCCAUGACCACAAUUCUCAAGCCUUCAGCUGAUUUCCUCACCAGCAACAAACUGCUAAAGUAUUCAUGGUUUUUCUUUGAUGUGCUGAUAAAAUCCAUGGCCCAGCAUUUGAUAGAGAACUCCAAAGUUAAGGUACUGCGAAACCAGAGAUUUCCUGCAUCCUAUCAUCAUGCAGUGGAAACCGUUGUGAAUAUGCUGAUGCCACACAUCACUCAGAAGUUUCGAGAUAACCCGGAGGCUUCUAAGAACGCAAAUCAUAGCCUUGCUGUCUUCAUCAAGAGAUGUUUCACCUUCAUGGACAGGGGCUUUGUCUUUAAACAGAUCAACAACUACAUUAGCUGCUUUGCUCCUGGAGACCCAAAGACCCUCUUUGAGUACAAGUUUGAAUUUCUCCGUGUGGUGUGUAAUCAUGAACAUUAUAUUCCUUUGAAUUUACCAAUGCCAUUUGGAAAAGGCAGGAUUCAAAGAUACCAAGCUUUUCUUUCACCACCUGUGGAGUCACAUGACACUCCUGUAGACCUGCAGCUUGACUACUCAUUAACAGACGAGUUCUGCAGAAACCACUUCUUGGUAGGAUUGUUACUGAGAGAGGUGGGGACUGCCCUCCAGGAGUUCCGGGAGGUCCGUCUGAUUGCCAUCAGCGUGCUCAAGAACCUGCUGAUAAAGCAUUCCUUUGAUGACAGAUACGCUUCCAGGAGUCAUCAGGCAAGGAUAGCCACUCUCUACCUGCCUCUGUUUGGUCUGCUGAUUGAAAACGUCCAGCGGAUCAAUGUGAGGGAGGUGUCGCCCUUCCCCGUGAACCCUGGCAGUACUGGGAAGGACGAAUCUCUUGCCUUGCCCGCUGUGAACCCACUGGUGACGCCGCAGAAGGGAAGCACGUUGGAUAACAGCCUGCACAAGGACCUCUUGGGCGCCAUCUCUGGCAUCGCUUCUCCGUAUACGACCUCAACUCCGAACAUCAACAGUGUGAGAAACGCUGACUCGAGAGGAUCUCUCAUAAGCACAGAUUCAGGGAACAGCCUUCCAGAAAGGAACAGUGAGAAGAGCAAUUCCCUGGAUAAGCACCAACAAAGUAGCACUUUGGGAAAUUCUGUGGUUCGCUGUGACAAACUUGACCAGUCUGAGAUUAAGAGCCUGCUGAUGUGUUUCCUCUACAUCUUGAAAAGCAUGUCUGAUGAUGCUUUGUUUACAUAUUGGAACAAGGCUUCAACAUCUGAACUUAUGGAUUUUUUUACAAUAUCUGAAGUCUGCUUGCACCAGUUCCAGUACAUGGGGAAGCGAUACAUAGCCAGGAACCAGGAGGGGUUGGGACCCAUAGUUCAUGAUCGAAAAUCUCAGACAUUGCCUGUUUCCCGUAACAGAACAGGAAUGAUGCAUGCCAGAUUGCAGCAGCUGGGCAGCCUGGAUAACUCUCUCACUUUUAACCACAGCUAUGGCUACUCAGACGCAGAUGUCCUUCACCAGUCAUUGCUGGAAGCCAACAUUGCUACUGAGGUUUGCCUUACGGCUCUGGACACUCUCUCCCUGUUUACACUGGCAUUUAAGAACCAGCUCUUGGCUGACCAUGGACAUAAUCCUCUCAUGAAAAAAGUUUUUGACGUCUACCUGUGUUUUCUUCAAAAACAUCAGUCAGAGACGGCUUUAAAAAAUGUCUUCACUGCCUUAAGGUCCUUAAUUUAUAAGUUCCCCUCAACGUUCUACGAAGGGAGAGCGGACAUGUGCGCCGCUCUGUGCUAUGAGAUUCUCAAGUGCUGUAACUCCAAACUGAGCUCCAUCAGGACUGAGGCCUCGCAGCUGCUCUACUUCCUGAUGAGGAACAACUUUGACUACACUGGAAAGAAGUCCUUUGUCCGGACACAUCUGCAAGUCAUUAUUUCUGUCAGCCAGCUGAUAGCAGAUGUCGUCGGCAUUGGGGGAACCAGAUUCCAGCAGUCCCUGUCCAUCAUCAACAACUGCGCCAAUAGUGACCGGCUCAUCAAGCACACCAGCUUCUCCUCCGACGUGAAGGACUUGACCAAAAGGAUACGCACAGUUCUGAUGGCCACCGCCCAGAUGAAAGAGCACGAGAAUGACCCAGAGAUGCUGGUGGACCUCCAGUACAGUCUAGCCAAGUCCUACGCCAGCACCCCCGAGCUCAGGAAGACAUGGCUCGACAGCAUGGCCAGGAUCCACGUCAAAAACGGGGAUCUCUCAGAGGCAGCAAUGUGCUAUGUUCACGUAACAGCCCUGGUGGCAGAAUAUCUCACACGGAAAGAAGCAGAUGUAGCGCCUCGGCGGGGGCCGCCCCUCUUCCCCUGCAGCUAUGGCACCUGCCAGAGGAGGAGCCGGGGAGGCAUGUGUAGACAGGGAUGCACAGCCUUCAGGGUCAUCACCCCGAACAUAGACGAGGAGGCCUCCAUGAUGGAAGACGUCGGGAUGCAGGACGUCCAUUUCAACGAGGACGUGCUGAUGGAGCUGCUCGAGCAGUGUGCAGAUGGACUCUGGAAAGCUGAGCGCUAUGAGCUGAUCGCUGACAUCUAUAAACUCAUCAUCCCCAUUUAUGAGAAGCGAAGGGAUUUUGAGAGGCUGGCCCAUCUGUAUGACACGCUGCACCGAGCCUACAGCAAAGUGACUGAGGUCAUGCACUCAGGCCGCAGGCUCCUAGGGACCUACUUCAGGGUAGCCUUCUUCGGACAGGCAGCGCAAUACCAGUUUACAGACAGUGAAACAGAUGUGGAGGGAUUCUUUGAAGAUGAAGAUGGAAAGGAGUAUAUUUACAAAGAACCUAAACUCACACCUCUGUCAGAAAUUUCUCAGAGACUCCUUAAACUUUACUCAGAUAAAUUUGGUUCUGAAAAUGUCAAAAUGAUACAAGAUUCUGGCAAGGUCAACCCUAAGGACCUGGAUUCCAAGUAUGCGUAUAUCCAGGUGACUCACGUGACCCCAUUCUUUGAUGAAAAAGAAUUGCAAGAAAGGAAAACAGAGUUUGAAAGAUCACACAACAUCCGCCGCUUCAUGUUUGAGAUGCCGUUUACGCAGGCUGGGAAGAGGCAGGGUGGGGUGGAGGAGCAGUGCAAACGGCGCACCAUCCUGACAGCAAUACACUGCUUCCCUUACGUGAAGAAGCGGAUCCCCAUCAUGUACCAACAUCACACCGACCUGAACCCCAUCGAAGUGGCCAUUGACGAGAUGAGUAAGAAGGUGGCGGAGCUCCGGCAGCUGUGCUCCUCGGCUGAGGUGGACAUGAUCAAGCUGCAGCUCAAACUCCAGGGCAGCGUGAGCGUUCAGGUCAAUGCUGGUCCACUAGCCUAUGCCCGAGCUUUCUUAGAUGACACAAACACAAAAAGAUAUCCUGACAAUAAAGUGAAGUUGCUUAAGGAAGUUUUCAGGCAAUUUGUGGAAGCUUGCGGCCAGGCCUUAGCGGUAAAUGAACGUCUAAUUAAAGAAGACCAGUUAGAGUAUCAGGAAGAAAUGAAAGCCAACUACAGGGAAAUGGCAAAAGAGCUUUCUGAAAUCAUGCACGAGCAGAUGGGAUGAUCUGCCCCCUGGAGGAGAAGGCGAGCGUUUUACCAAACUCCCUUCACAUCUUCAAUGCCAUCAGCGGGACCCCAACAAGCACAAUGGUUCACGGAAUGACCAGCUCAUCCUCGGUGGUGUGACCUCGCCUCAUGGAACACACGGGGGACUCGCUUUCUUGUUUGCAAACUCAGGAUGAUUUCCAAAGCUAAUCACUGGGGAGACCGAGCACAGGGAGAAGCCAAGAGGAAUAAGAGAGAAAGGAGAGAGAGAACUGUGUUUUUUCUUAGCAGAUUUUUCUAUGGGAGUCGUAAGAAGGUGCACAUAUUUUUUUAAACCUAACUGGCAAUAUUCAAACUUUUCAUUGUGUCUUAACAGAGGUGUGUGGUAGACACUCUUAAGCUGGAAUUAAAUUUUAUUCUUCCUUACAGAGUAGUAUUAAAAUAAAUGGCCUAAAGAAAAAGUGUUCUGGAAUGUACAUAGCAGGGACAGCAGCACUGAAAUUGAGGCCUGAGAGGCCACAUUUGCCUCUAGGCUGAGCUGGAAAAUCUUGAAAAUAUUUUUUUUUUCCUGUGGCACAUUCAGGUUGAAUACAAGAACUAUUUUUGUGACUAGUUUUUGAUGACCUAAGGGAACUGACCAUUGUAAUUUUUGUACCAGUGAACCAGGAGAUUUAGUGCUUUUAUACUCAUUUCCUUGCAUUUAAAAAACAUGAACGCUUAAGAAACUAUGUGAGCUUAAAACUAGUCAAGCUGUUUAGCACCAAAGGCCUGUAUUAAUAAACACAACUAUGCUAAAAAGUUAAAAGUAGUACAGUAUAUUGUUAUGUACAUAUAGUUUGUUAAUACAGUCUUGGCAUUCUGUACAUACAUGUAUUAUUACAUUUCUACAUUUUUAAUACUCACAUCACCCUGUGUUAAGUUUGUGACAAAUUUGUGUUGUUCUUAGUAUAUGCAAUACACUUUACUGUUUUAUUCUUGUACAUAAAAAAGUGCAAUAUGGAGAUGUAUACAGUCUUUGCUAUAUUAGGUUUAUAAACUGUUUAAAAAUUUCGUCCUUUUGCCAAAUUGGUGGAGUAUGUAAUUGGUAAAUCAUAAAUCCUGUGGUGAAUGGUGGUAUAAUUUAAAGCUUUCACCAUGUUAUAUUUUCUUUGAAAACAUUAAUUUAGUAAUUUUAUAUUUGGGAAAAUAAAGGUUUUUAAUUUUAUUUAACUGGGAUCACUGCCCUGCUGUAAUUAAACAUUCUGUAUCACAUCUGUAUUAAAAUAACCUUGCUGACCUUC
This is a messenger RNA of Microcebus murinus (gray mouse lemur), 9817 nucleotides long. The record is from RefSeq and is a predicted model, not a curated record. Lineage: Eukaryota; Metazoa; Chordata; Mammalia; Primates; Cheirogaleidae.